Zootermopsis nevadensis is the source of this 9022-nucleotide messenger RNA. Lineage: Eukaryota; Metazoa; Arthropoda; Insecta; Blattodea; Termopsidae. The record is from RefSeq and is a predicted model, not a curated record.
AGGAAGACCUGCAAGAGAGACUAACGCUGGCUUUGGUGAUUUUCACCCGCAGUUGACUGCUUGCGGUUGUGGAAUGUUGGUAGCCUCGAGUUGAGGAUUAUGCUCUCUGCCCUACCUGCUUGCUGGCCGGCUGUCUCUUACUAAAUAGCAUAGUUACCGCUCGGUCGCUUGACGUAAGUUGUUGUCUACAGUCUGCAUUUACCGGCCGGCGGGUCCGUACUACUAACAAUGUGGCGUGUGGUGAAGUGAUUCAACAUUACACCAAAAUGUACGUGGGGGUUCAGUGUUUUAAAUCCAUUGUUAACCUUUAUGUGGUGAAUAUUACAUUCAUUUCGUGUGCACGAAAAAGCUAAGUAUUAACCAAAUAUAAAUAUUAAGCUGAUGUACCACAUGCCAAACAUAUUCAAGAUUACCUGCAGUGAGUUAAAGAAUGACACAUGAAGACUUUGUGUGGUGUUUUGUGAUGUAAUAAAGAAGAAAAAGUGAUUUGUUCCCCAAGAUUUUGUGCAAGUUUAAAGAUUAUUUUCAGUUAUAAAAAGUGCAUUGUUGGGAUACGUUUUAUGUAAGGAGUGGCAACAAUGGUUUUUCAUAGAAGAAUUUAUAUUGAAUAUCUUCCAGCCUUCCCGAAUUGGAAUAACAGUGGGCUGCUGCAGUAGCGUGGUGUGGGGGUGGCUGUCGGGAUGUAGGCAGUAUGCGCAAUAGCACCGUGAGUGCCCCAGUGCAAUCUUGCAGCUCUUUACAUACCCCCUCAAGCAAGAAGUACGCUGCAGUGCAACUACUCACCAAACAGACGCUCUACUUCAUCGUCGAGCCGAAAUCCAGAGCUAAGGAACUGUACGCUCAGACAUGUGCGCACCUUGGAAGCCAGGGAAUGCUAGAUUGCGAACUCUUUGGCUUGGCAGUCGUGUCAGAUGGCGAGUAUCUCUUUGUUGAUCCGGACAACAAGCUGUCCAAAUAUGCACCAAAGAAUUGGAGGUCUUCGCACGCUCAUGGCUUGGACGCAAGCGGGAAACCUUCACUCACGUUCUAUUUUCGUGUCCAGUUCUACGUGGACAGCCCUUUAUUACUCAGGGACGAAGUUACGAGGCACCACUACUAUCUUCAGUUGCGUUGCAAUGUGCAGUCGAGGGGGUUACUUCACUCAAACUCAUCAGAGGAAGUGUUGUACCUUCUGGCAGGGUACGCACUUCAAGCCGAUCUGGGCGACUACUUGGAGGAGACACACGCUGAAACUUACUUCAAGCCUGAAGAGUAUUUUCCCCAAGAAAUGGUGUCUGGGAACCAGCAGUUAGUGCAGACGCUUUCGGCAUUGCACAGGGAGAACCACGGACUCAAUAAAUCGGAAGCCGAACUGCAGUACAUCCGAGAGGCAUCUUCUGCAGAAGUGUCUCCUCUUACCCACAAUGCUCAUCUGUAUAGGCUCAAACACAAGAAGCAGGAGGUUGGCCAUGGCUCCGUGUGGCUCGCCAUCUGCGCCAAGGGCAUUGAGAUAUAUGAAGAAAAUUCUGCGAAGUCAUUAACAGGUUUCCUGUGGACUAAUAUCGGCAAGCUAUGUUUCGAUAGAAAGAAGUUUGAAAUCCGAGCACUCAAUUCGCCUGUGUCAGGCGAGAAAUUCACCUACUACACCAACAGUGAUGAGAAGAGCAAACACCUCCUCUUUUUAUGCCGGGUCACACAUCAGUUCAGUAUGGCGAUCCAGCCCCGCCUAUCUGAAGUUCGGCAUAGAGAGGAAGAAGAACGGAAACGCUACCGUGACUGCUACAUGUACUCUCGGAGUCUUGGUGCCGAAUUUCCGUCACUGGCAAAACUCUCAGGAAAUUACAAAGGACAUCAUAGUGACCAACGAAUAUCUGUUAUCAGUAACACGUCAUCUAACACCACUUCUGGCAUCGUGUCUGACCGUGUUCAGAGCUUGGAUGAAAGUGAAGAUGACCUAGAAAUUGAAAUUAUGAUUAAUUCACCUCCUGCUCCAUCCGUUGAAUCUCUAGCGCUGGCACAUCUAAGGGACGCUUCAGAUAAUCUGCAGGCUAGAGAUUCAUCUGUUUCAUCCUCACGCUCUAAUUGCAAUAAAGGUGUUGGCGAUGUGGAAAGUGCAACCCCGCCAUUAGUGACUGGAAUCACGGCACAAAAGCAGUCUCCAAGUGGAAGCACCGGUGUAGGUGGGGCAGCAACGCCAGCGACUACCGACGGUAGUCAGUGUUCCAGCUCAUGUUCUACUGUUGUGGUUGCUGGUGCCACACUUGCUAUUAGUAGUAGUGGUGGUGGUGGUGUCACAAGUAACGGCUCUGUAGAUGUGAGACGUCGUACCAGCACCAGUAGUAGUCUUGAACUCGGUUACAGCCACACUGCACAGAACUCCGCAGUAUCUGAUUCGGCAAGCACCUGCCCAGAACUAGAACUGGAUUAUUCUGUGCAGAGUGCACACACAAGCAGUGGCAUUUACACCCUUCGUAGCAGCUGUGGCACUACCGCGGACACUGUAGAAACCAAUGCCUGCUCAUCCGAGACAAGCGGUGUCUAUGCUGUGUGCAGUACAAAUAGUAUAUCCAAUACCUCGGACAGUUGUCACUACACAGGAGGUGCUUAUUCAGUCACGGGAACUUCACUAGACUCUAGUACUAGAGUAAGGGCAAGGAGUGAUAGCAUUGCGGGUUCUGUGGUCAGUGGGUCAGGAAGUUUCCGAGGCGACGGAAGCGAUCCUUCAGAAGCAGGUCCAAGAAGUCCACUCACUGCUGAAGAGCUGUCAGACUUAAUAGUUGGGAGAGGCAGUGGUAGUGCUAGUGGUCAUACAAGUGGAGUGUAUCCAUUAAGAGCUACUGUAAGUGCCACGCUGGAUUCUGAUAGUGACUAUGUAACGCUUCCACCUCCUCCUAUUCCGCCCCCACGAACAGAUAGUGAUCAGAACUACUUACUUUUGGACACAGCUUCUGUGAAAACUGCUUGCACAGUUACAACCGCUGCUUUGGUAUCGUCCGCACUCAGCAUUGAAGAUGAAGUAGAAGAUGUGAUCUCUCCACCUCCACCACCCCCAUACACUCCACAACCUCUUUCCCAACAGAAUUUACUUUCCCAACAGAAAUCACUGGAACAUAUGCACUCUCAAAACUUGCAUAUUCUGCCUAAAGCAGAGCAGCCACUACUCUUACAUCAAGCUAUUUUGGCACAGCAGCAGCAGGAGUUGUUGAAUCAGUCUGCACACCACGUUCUAGCUCAGCAGUCUGCGUGCCUACUAACACCUUCUCAUCACCAAUCAUCUUUGAUGAACCUCUCACUGCCUGUAGAAGAAGCCAAUGCUCGGUUCAUCACCACCAAACCUCACAUCAACAUUUUAACGGCACAUACAAGCCUCGUAACAUCCACGGCCGCACCGAGUUUUGCAGCGCCCACAUUAGCAUAUCAGGUUACCAGCAAUGGAAAUAUGGCAGCAGCAGAUAGUCAGCAGUUGCGAUUAUAUCCACCAGGGGAUACCAGAACACAUCCUCCUACUCAUGUGAAAAGUGUUGGAAGUCUUCAUGGGGUUCAUGUUGUGCCCCAACACCAAGCUGACAGUGGAUCAUCAUUUGUGAGUUACUCUGGCCGGCCAGACCCAGGCGCAAAGAUGAAACCACGUCCUGUACAGACAUUGGUACCAGUCAUUGGGAAGAACAACUAUCUAGAUGUCCAUGCAUCUAGAACUAAUGCUAGUGCACAAUCAACAGCUGCAUUCCUACGGUCUACAGUUGCUAUGUCACCAAAUCCACCGCCACCUCCGCCACCACCACCGCCACCGCCACCACCAUCAUCAUAUCAGUAUCACCAACGCCAGUUCUCACCACCACCUCCACCACCAGUUAUUCGCCCACGACAGCCACCUCCCCCUCCUCCAGCCGCCUCCAGUCAGCCAAGUCUAGCGACUGUGUACACCAGUCAAGUGACAAGAAGUCAGAUUGAGCAGUUCCAGCAACAGAUGUACUCUGACGUUGACUAUGUCAUCUACCCAAUGAAGGAUCCAGCCAUCAGUAAGCAGGAAUACAUGGAUGCAAAACAGGGCUCUCUUAUUGCACAUGCUGCUGCCAUGCGCUACCCUUGUCAACAGUUGGCAUAUCCGCCGCCUCCGUAUCCUUCGUAUUGUGCUGGACCCAAGAGCCACUUCAUGUAUCGCAGUACUCCUAAUGUAGCAGUUGCCAGUGGGUAUCUGCCUGUUCCAUUUGGAAAUUCUAGUAUGCAGUCUGCCUCUGCUUCUCCAAUUAAGUAUGCAUCCAAUCAGAAUUUGUCAUCAGUGGAACCGUUAACUGGAUAUGCAAGUUUUUCACCUUCAUCCUAUCUUUCUGCUAGUCACUACUCCUCCCCUGCUUCCCCUCUGUACUCUGCUGGCACGUUAUAUGCGUCAUCAUCGAGGAGCCUGCGAUAUGAACCCGCAGUCCCGCCCUUGUCUUCCAGUGCUGCUGAUCUGCUUCACUUAAGUGUGUCAAAGCUUCUCCCUUCUACGUCAAAUCCCCCGCUUGGUGGAUUUGGAAGAGCGCAGUCUGAUGACAACAUCCUUAACUCAUAUGAGAAGCCUAAUAAUAAUGGGCAGUCCUUGUUGGAAAGACCCAAAUACCGACGAUUACCACCACCGCCACCUCCGCCGCCAUACGAUCAACAGGUGACUGAGAAAAUCUCAACAAAACUUGAGCCUGCAAUGUCUUUGGUAUCUCCAAAGGUGCCUGCAGGUAAUGAUGAUGGCGAAGGCAUGCUGGAUAUACGGACGCUGAGAGAGAAGAGCAAAAAUCUGGAUUUGCCUCUCAUAUCUGCUCUCUGCAAUGAUCGUUCUCUUCUCAAACAGACAAAUGCAUUCGUUAUGCCUCGACAUCCUGGACCUGGAGGAAAACAAGGAAGAGGAGGACGACGAUGCGAAAGACCUGUGUCGUGGCAUGUUGAGACUGGAUCCAGAGUUGGUUUAUUGAGCCUGGAGGGGAAAACAUCAGUUUCAGUUUCAGAUAAUACAGCAAAUGUAGAUAACAAUAGUGGAACUAGUAAGCCACAGAGAACUACACUUUUGCCUUCCUUGUUGGCACACAAAUCAUUAUCUUCAUCAGGAAACAAACACUCUUCAUAUAGUAGCAGUAAACACAAGUAUCCUGUGUCAGGUUUGUCUACCACUCAGAUAUCAAAGCCUCAGAGAAAAGUUUCUACAAGUACGCACAUACAUCCAUCUCAUCACCAGGACGUAAUGAAAAUGACACAUGCCAACAUAAACAGUUCCGCAACAGCGAAAAGUGGCCAGUCUGUGGUUAGCGUUAACAAAUUAGGAGUGAGCACUAGCACGAACAAGCAACGGCAUCGAGAUGUCAUCAUACCGUGACAGAAUUCUGUUCGCAUGCCUGUGCCAUAUUAUCACAUAAAUGCAUAUACAGCUCAUUUGGAACACGUGGCUUGACCUUUUGAGGCGUAGAUGCCUGUGAACAAUGGUUUCAUGCAUUUCAGGCAUCAUGUCAUUCCACGUGUACCAUAAUCGCGUAGUAGAGUUUUAUAAAAAUUGCUUGCUAGAUUAACUGUUUAUAUUUUAAAAAGCUAGUGACGUGGAAUUUGAAAUUGGCAAAGAUUUUUCAGUCUUCUUCAUGUGUUAUCUCAUGGUAGCUUCAUACAAUAUAGAUAACACGAGCAUUGCGCGCGUCAUGGUCAGAGUUUUGAGAUCUGAUCCGUUCCGCGCUGUCGUGGGCAGUUGUGUGUGUUCGGUUAAAUCAUGUGAACAGUUACUAAAAAAUAUGAUUGUGAAUGGUGACAGUUUACAGAUUUGCACAUUUUUUGAGGCUAUUAUGGUACUAAUUUAGCUCAGUUUGCAUUUAAUGCACUUUGACUCUUUGUUUUAAGUUUGAUAUCACUUUUAUAACAAACCAAUUAAGGGUUAACUAACUGUAGGAUAUGAUUAUAUAUAAAUAAACAUGACAGCAGUGUCAUAAUAUGAAGCUUGACUGUAAACAUAUUAUAUAAAAGUAUUACCAGUGAAUAUUAAUAAUUAAAUAACACAGUUUUAAAUAUGCACUGUUUUGCUAAUAGUUCCAUGAUUCUGUAAUUUGAGAAAUAAUAUUAGAAACAUGCGACUGUUUGGUGCGUAGUUUAAAUCAAGAUGGUGUAUGUCAAAUUAUCAGUAAAACAUUCGGUAACGUCCAAAAAACUUUUGGUUUAGAAGGUAAAUGAUAUCUUGCAAAUAAAAUUAUAAUUUCACAAUAGAAUAAAUUGCAUUAUUAAGACAUACAUUGUCAGAAACAAUAAUAAUGCAUAAAAUCGCAACAAAAGGAUCUGUGAAAUAUGACGAGAACUGUGUUUUUAAAGAAAGGGAUACCAAAAGGCUGAAAGCAGCACAAAUGAAGUUUCUGUGAUCUUUACUGGGAAUUAAAGACUGGAUCAUGAAUGAAAAACACACACAAAUAAUUUUUUAAAAUGUCAGUGAAACUGAAAACUGCCAGACAAAUUGACUACUCUGCGGACACUGAGCACAGACAAACAGAAUUACGAAGUAGGCGCUGGAAUACAAACUGCUGGGGCAAACGUGCAUUGAGAGAAAUACCUAAUGUUUUCUGGGUGAAAAUAGGAUGACUCUGGAAAAAUCUCAGUAGCCCCGAAUCGCUACACAUCUUCCAUGGCCAAAAUUAGAAUUGCAUGGGUUAGGUGUAUGAAGUGGUAUGGUAGUGUUACUUCAGUGAGGCCACUGUACAGCCUUAGUUGUUAUUUUGGAGACUGAUAUUUUAAUUAACGACUUUUAAAAUUACUUCAUUCGAUAUUUUACUGCAACAGAAUGUGUGUGUUAGCUUCACUUCAGUAAUAUCCAGAAAUGGUUUAGAACAGUUUUUCUGAUGAGAUAUCAAAAGACGGAAUUAAGUUCGUGGGAUUAUUUUAAUGUCCAAAAUGGUAUAAAAAUAACGUCCUCCAUAGUUAUGAAAGAAUAACACAAAGUUAUAAAAUGUUAUAUAACAUUAAAAUAAUACAAGUAUAAAAAUUUUUGUUUUGUAGCUCAUAAUUAUGUGUUACAGUAGUCGUCUGGAAAUGUAUUUAUUAAAUUGUAGGAAUUCCAUUCGAUAAUACGUUCUUAAGAUUAAUUUAAAAUGUAAUAUUAAAAUUCCCAGUUACUUUCUCAGGCGCAGUCUUUGUGUUCCUUUGUUGCAGGCAUAUUAGGUACAGUAACCCACCGACAUAUCCAGCUGCCAUUUAUUAAAAGAUAUGUUAUAUAUAUAUUUUCUUAGUAGAAGAAUAUUCUGCUGAAUGUAAACUAUUAGAACAAUAUGUGAAAUAUUUUGUCAGAUUUAUUUCUUAGUAAAGGCAAAAUAAUAGGAGAUAUAGAAAAUUCUGUAAGGCAGUCUGCAAGUAAUACUCUGAAACUUUAUUAUGGCACUAUGUAUAUUAAACGAGAGUCACGCGUAUAUUUAUUGUUUAUUUGAAUCUUGGAACUUUUCGGCCAGACCGCAAAUGGUCUUCUUUUACUGUACCUGUAAAAAGAAGAUCCCGUUCCAGACUUCCUUUUCAAGAACUGUUGGGAAUUUAUUUCUGAGUGACCCUGUUAUUUUCUAAGGACCACAUUAUAACGUAAUCAUUCUCAGGGGGUGGAUUAGCCUUUAAGGCACUAUGGUGCUCACAUACAGGCUGAAGUUUUGUGUAGUGUAAACACCUGGUGUAUAAAUUAUGAAGUUAAAAUACUGAAUACGGUAUCACAGAAGUAAAUUUUUUAAACUGAAAUCAAAAAAAUAUUUAAAUUAUUAUUUAUUGGAUGUCACCUUAAAGAAACAAAAGAAUGGUGUGUGACAUUUUUGUAACUGGUAUUUUGAGGGGGGAGAGGGGUGAUUUAGGAAGUUGACAACUGCAGAUACAGCCCUAUCAGGUAGUAACUAUUCAUGCUGUUAGUAUAUGAGUAAAUUUUAUGCCAGCUAAGUGUUGUUAUUUAGUAGAGUUUGAGUCGGAAUUUCUUAUAUAUCCUGGAUACUAUAAUAGACAAAAUAAAUAUAUAAUACAAAUUUUGUAUAUAGAAGAUAGAAGUAUCAGAAUUUAUAUGAACGAAAUUUUGGCUCUUGAUUUAUUUCCAUCAUUUGUGCUGCUGAUUUUGAUAUCGUAUUAGUAAGCACUAGUUGCCUUUGUAGUACUGAAAUCUGUCGGCAUGCUUACAUUUUUUAUAAUUGCUAAAUGAAUCAAAGAUUGAAUCCGAGGUACUUAGUUAUAAUUAGCACUCUUAGCUGUUUUAAACCCUUAUGUGCCAAUUAAUGGAAACGCCAUAUGUUGAGACACUAUUUGUAUAUUAAUGACCCUCAUUUAUUAAAUGCCUCAACUUUUAUCUGAACUAACAUGAUCUGUUAAACCUGAAGCUUUGCAAGCUUCUGAUUCUCAGGGUGCCAUUUUCUGUUUCCCAUAAUCUUGGUUUAGAAUAUAUAAUGUAGUGUCAAAUAUGUAUGUAAAUCUUGUUUUUUUAUGUUUUGUGUUAUUUUUCCCCAUUGUAAGAAAUAUCAAUUGCUCAACUUUAUAUUUUUAAUCGUAAUUUUGCCGCUAUACAGUUUUAUCCAUACAGACAAUUAAUGUGAAAUAAGCUAGGUGUUAGUGCGUACUUAAUUUUGUAUGACGGUAUGAUAUAUCUGAUCUGUUUCUGUUUUAAGAGGCAUUAAGAAAUGAUUGUUAGUUAUGUACCUUCCUAUAUAAAGUGUUCAGUUACUUAUAAAAGAUAAAUUUCUUGUUGUCACAGCCUUGUAAAAAUAACUAUUAAACAUCCCAAAUUUUGUAUCAACUAUUUGAUUUUGCGAGCACUUGGACCAAAAGAACUGUUAUACAAUAUGAUAUUUAUGAGAAAAUAUUAACUUUUUUUAUCUUUUGAUGCAGAUUAAUUACUGAUACUUUGUGUUCACUAGUGCAUGUCCAGUGUCUUAGUUAUGUAAUCAUGUUUUUAAUAUUUCUUUUGUUAUAAUGUGUCUAAAUGGGUCUAAGUGGAACAAGUUGCAUGUGUAAGAUACCUGUCAUCUCACUGUACAUACAUUACCACAUUCAACAUUAUUAUCUACUUAUUAAAAAUAUUUUAAAGAAGUGA